Messenger RNA from Hymenoscyphus albidus, 1269 nucleotides. NCBI's taxonomy places the organism in Eukaryota, Fungi, Ascomycota, Leotiomycetes, Helotiales, Helotiaceae. The record is from the annotation of a GenBank genome assembly.
AGAUUUCCAAGCAAGAGCCGACUUUGGAGAAGUAGUAAAGGAUUUAAGAAACAUACGUUCCUGGUGUAUUGCGUUCACUUACCAAGGAGCUUCUGUCUGCGUAUAUUACUUUGUAUUGAAGAUCAUGGUUGAGUUCUUGUAUCCCAAAACUCGCUCGUCUAAGAGGGAACGUGUUCCUGUCUCUUGCACGGAGUGUCAUCGGCGAAAGAAGAAGUGUAAUCGCCUCUUGCCUUGUAGGGAUUGUAGUGAUCGUGGUAUACCGCAGCUUUGCCGGUAUAUGGAGUCGAGGUACGUAUUAUACGACUGAAUUUCGUGAAAUCAUUGAUCACUGAUCCUCUCAUAGUAUCUCGAAUACCCCCGGUGUUACACAGGCUGCACGAAGCGCAGUCACCAACCGACGGUUCAUCACGGACCUGCAGGCGGUUCCUAUCAGUUUAGAGUCGAUUGACGAAUUAGCUGGGUUUUCUGAGACGUUUGGUUCGACGUAUUUCCGGGAUGAGAUAUUACCUGGAAGUGGGUACUCGUUUGGAUUCGAAUCUCAGAAUGGGGAACCUUAUCGUUCGUCAAAGGGCUAUGGCUUGGCUUCUACAUUCUUCAAGUGUCCACAGGAGUUCUCUCUGGGCUUUCCUACUGUUACGAGUGGUGUGCUUUCGAAUCGGAAGAUUCGUGUUCCCGGGGGGAUCAGUCAAUAUUCUACGUUACCGAGUAUACCAGGUGAACCGAUGCCGAAGGAACUCCUCAUCCAUUACUGUACGUCUCACACUUCAAAUUCCUGAUACCUCCAAUAUUCGUUAACACUACAUAGUCAUAGCCCGUCUCGUCCCCUGGCUCAGCUACCUCGACACCACACUAACACCCACCUCCCCGCGCCUCGCCUGGCUCCCCUUCGCCAUCUCCCACGCCCCCCUCUUCCACGCCACACUCCUCGCCGCAGCAGUCCACCUAAACCGGCGGAAACCACUCAAAGAUCCCGGCGCGCUGACAUGGUAUAAGCUCCAGACCAUCCAGCAUGCGAAUGACGUGUUGAACACCGGAACCGUGGAGCAACAGGCGAGUGAUGAGAUGAUUGUUGUGGCGCUUGUGUUGUUGUGUUUUGAUGUCCGGGAGGUGAUUUGUACACAAGAGUUUGAGGUCCAUUUGAGGGGUGUGGCUAGGAUGGUUGAGGUUAGGGGGGGACGAGGAGGGUUGGGGAUGAGGGGGAUUGUGGGGAAUAUGUUGGGGGUUUGUUAUGGGCCUUGGAUUGAGGGGUGGGUUGAGGGAGGGUUUUGA